Molecule: messenger RNA, 1221 nt
Organism: Adineta steineri
Lineage: Eukaryota; Metazoa; Rotifera; Eurotatoria; Adinetida; Adinetidae
Source: the annotation of a GenBank genome assembly
AUGUUACAAAUAAAACUUAUUAGUUUUCUUAUAUUAUUUUUAAUAUUUAAUAUUGUUUCAUCAACAAUUUAUAAUAUUCGAGAUUUUGGUGCUAAAGGAGAUGGAAAUACAGAUGAUACACAAUCAGUAUUAGAAGCUAUUUCAAAAUGUAUGAUUAAUGGUGGUGUUCUUUAUAUUCCAAGUGGAACAUUUGUAAUACGUUCAUCAUUAAUUUUCAAAACAAAUCUUCCAUUUACGAUUAAUGGAGAUGGAAUGAAUUCUAUUUUAUUAUGGGAAUUUAAUGAUCAUUUAAUUAUUAUUUCAUCAGAAAGUAAUAAUGAAAUUUCACAAAUAACAAUACGAGAUUUUGUUAUAACAUCAAGUAUUGUUGAAAAAUCUUUAGAUAAAUUUGGUAUUUAUGCUGAAAAUUUGGUUAAAAGUCAAAUUGAACAUUUAAUAAUAAAUUCAAAUGAUUCAAAAAUUAGUCCAAUAAGUGGAGGAAUAGCUAUGAUUGGAGUAGCAGAUACAAAUACAAUACGUGAUGUUAUUAUGUGGGAAAUCAAAGGUACGGGAAUAAAAAUCGGUUAUGGAUCAGAAAUAAGAAUUUUAGGUGGAAGAAUUAUUGGUGCUAAUCUUCGUUUUGAUCAAAGUAUUGGAAUUCAUUGUACAGGAAAUAAUGGUGGAGUACAUAUUGAAAAUACAGAUAUUAUUGCUUUAGCAAUUGGAAUGUUAAUUGAAAAUCAAAAUGGUACUAGUGGAUCUAAUAGAGAAAUAUUUAUUAGUCAAGCUACACUUGAUUCAAAUGGUCAAGGUUUAGUUAUUCGUGAUAAUAGUUAUGUUUCCAUUAUUGGUAUAUGGGCUGCAUCUAGUACUAUUCAUCAAGUUUUUAUUGAAGAAAAUACAACUGCUGUUUUAUCAAUUAGUGGUGGAACAAUUUUUAAUGGAGGAGUUUAUGAAUGUCCAAAUAAUUCUAAUUGGUGUAAUGGAAUGACAAUUAAAAGUGGAACAUUUAUUCUUAGUGGUGUUGAAAUAAGAAAUAAUAAAGGACGAGGUAUUUGGAUACCAAAUAAAUCUGUUACACAAUUUCAAAUAAUUUCAUGUAGAAUAUUUGCAAAUGGACAAGGUUUAUAUAUUAAUGGAUCAUCAUUUAUUAUAUCAAAUAAUGUUUGUAAUUCAAAUCAAUUACCUAAUUUUAUUUCAGAUACAAAAGAUUCCAUUGUACAAAAUAAUCUUGCUUGUUGA